UGAGCGGGGAGCAUUCUCGCUGGCAGUCUGGGCCACGGGCAGCUGGAGCCUCGGCCGAGCAGCCAGCCUCUUGGAAAGAGCUUGCCGCGGUCCCCGGAGCCGCUCGCGGAGGCCCGCUUGGCCGCGCUGCCCCGCCGCAGGAGAGGGAGGCUGCAGCAGAGGCAGCGGCGAGCGGGCGCGGCAGGCGGCCAGCCCGCGGCGCAGCCGGAGAGCCACGCGAGCUCCGCGCCCGGACGCACGCACGCACGGUCCGCGGCUCGCGCCUUUCCCAGCCUCGGGGCGCCCGGCCUCCCCGCCCCCUGGCCCGGGCUGCGGCGGCGCGGCCGAGGAGCAGCAUGAAUCUGCGGCGCUGCGUGCAGGCGCUCCUGCUGCUCUGGCUCUCCCUGACUGCGGCGUGUGGAGGGCCCCUGCCGCAGCCUGCUGAUGGCAAGGGGCUGGAGGAGGGCAGCGUCCGCCACCUGGUGCAGCCCAGAGGCUCGAGGAAUGGACCGGGGCCCUGGCAGGGCGGUCGGAGGAAAUUUCGCCGCCAGCGGCCACGCCUCUCCCACAAGGGCCCCAUGCCUUUCUGAAGCAGGACGGAAGAGGCCCCGGGGUGCCCGCCCCCUGUGAAUCUGGCUACCCCAUAGAUUGGUCUGCUUCUCUGGAGCCCUCACUUCCAUUCGCCUCUCUCCUCACACCUGUCCUCACUGCUGAUGGUCCCGACUCUUCUCACCCACCAGCUGCCCCGAAUGGCGUGGACCUGCCCCUAGUUCGGAUGGUUCCCUUUCUUUCCACGGAUCCGUCCAGCAACUCUUCCUGACCCUCCCCUGGACUGACUUUGGAGACCCAGCACUGGAAGGCCUGCCUUCUCCCCGGCCCUCGCCUUCCCCUAGCCCCCACCUCUCCCUGCCCAACAGCCCAAGCUCCGCCCAGCCCUUCCUUCCCUCACCGGGGCUGGGCGGGGAACAUUCCCUUCUUCGGGGGGGGGGGGGGGGCUCCAGAAGAUCCCUUCAAAUGGACCCUUCACCCUUCAAGGAGGUGCUGGUUAGAGGGGCUGGGGGCAUUGAUUGGGAUGUGCACAAGGUGCCUUGGGGGGCAUUGGAAUGGGGUUCCGUCCUCUGGAAAGGGGAGUGGGAAAGCAUUGGAGAAGAGGAGGACUAGCUGCUGUGGCCUUUUCCACAUGCCAUGUUUGGCUUCAGGGAGAGGUGAAGGAGAGGGGCCAUGAAGUACUUUGUCACCUCUCUGUGUCUCCUAACACUGCCCCCCACCUCACCCCCCAACUCCCUCCCUCCCUUGCCCGCUAGUUCAAGCUCUCACUCAGGAGAUGGUUCUAUAUCCUCCCAGGAGCAAAAGCCAAACAGGACGGUAUUUUUUUGCCAAGAAUCAAAGAAUGUCAGAGCCAAAAUGAACCUUGGUGAUCACUUAGCUCUGCCUCCUUAUGCAAACUCAUGUAAAACCAGGCCUGGAGAGGGACAGCAACCUAUUCUUAUUCGGGGUCACCGCACAGCCAGAAGGAGGACCCAGGUCUCCCCACUCCCACGUGAUGAAGUCCUCUUCCCUCUUGAUGAUAUUUUUUCAAAACACAUUGAGUGCCUUUCCCGUGGUUGGGGCUGGGGGUGUCUGGGAAGGGAGGGGCAGGCCAGCUAUGAACUGCCCCAUGGCGGUAUGGGGACCCAGCUGCUCCUGCCUCCCUGGGCUGCCCCUGCUGGUCCAUUCCCCGACCUGGGCUGAGAAGGUCCCUGGCCAGCUGCCCCCUGCCCACAGCGCUACCAAAGCCCGUGUGCUCUCCCAGGGACAGCUCAGGUACUGAGUCUCCCACGCCAGCCCCAAUACUGGUUUUCGCUAGCCAGGAUGUAGCCUUAAGUCACUGGACUCGGUAGCCUUCCCUUCACGUUGACUGGACCUUCUUUCCCAGUGGCCUUUCCUUAAGGGAGGGGCAAGGGGGAGAAGAAGGAAGGAGAGAAGGAAGGAAGGAAGGAAAGCUGGGAGGAAAUACAGGUCUGAGCAGGCUUCCUUCUCAGACGCCUCCCAGGAGGGAGGAAAUGGGAAACCAGAGUCUGAUGGCCCACCUAUGUAUGUGUGGGGACAGGGGGGGGUCAGGGCCCUCCGAGUCCCAUGGUAACCCCGACGUCGCCUAACCACCUCUCCCCCUCACUUCCGCUGCUGCUAAUGCUGCUGCCGCCGCUGCUGCUUCAAGGCCCACCCUGAGGAGCGGGGCUGAGCACCCGCUUCCCCCACAGCCCUCAGGCUGGCAGUGGGGACUGGCCAGGGUCCAGAAGGCCUCGUCUGCCACUGGUGCCCCCACCCGGGCUUGGGUCUUCUUUCCCCUCCUCCUUUCUGCGUCUCCUGCCUCAGCAGCUGUCCAGCCAGCCCCGUGGGUUAGGGGGGAAAGUUGGUCAAGUCCAGAGACACAGGGCAGAAGAGAGUAGUAGGUGGCUGGGGUCCUGUCUUAUUUAAAAUGAUUGUGUAUGAUUCUUCUACUAAUUUAUACAAAGAUAUUAAGGCCCUUUUCUUUAAGAAAUUGUCUCCUUCUCAUAAUUGUGUUCACUGUGUUUGUAAAGAUUGUUCUGUGUAAAUAUGUCUUUAUAAUAAAGAGUUAAAAGCUGACAAUUCACCCUUACUCUUGAAGAUCAUGUUCAGGAGGGGCAUUCCUGUCCCCCGAGGUCCACAGUUGUCCCCGUGCCCAUAUACUGCCCUUGCACGGAGGGAAGUGCCUGCAUCCCAGAUCGAUUCCAGGUCAAACGGCCUCGAACCACUUGGCCACAAACUCAUGAAAGGAACCUCUGUGCUUAAUGACCGGUUCCCAUAAUGUUCAGUCCACUUUUAAGUGUUUGGGCAUCUGUUUGGGUGUCCUUUUUUUUUUUCUUCCUUUGGUGCCAUUUAAAGCUUUUUACAAAGCAAUUGGUAUAAAGACAUUCUGGUUAAAGGUGGGAUUCCUACUCAAAGCUGUUUUAUAUCCUUGGUGGGUGUCUUCUAAUUUUAUCUACUUUUGAACACUUUCGGGACUUUUUAGUCAGGUUGCCUUUCCUGAAAAUGGUUAUGUUUCCUGCAAUAAGUACACUUGGUAAUGACUUUGUUAUGUAUCAUUUUAUGUUUCACAAAAUAGAGCUGCUUGAUAAAUGAGAAAGCCUGAAAAAUAAAAUGCAAGGAGUUCAAUACAA
Molecule: messenger RNA, 3140 nt
Organism: Mustela lutreola (European mink)
Lineage: Eukaryota; Metazoa; Chordata; Mammalia; Carnivora; Mustelidae
Gene: APLN
Product: apelin
Exons: 3
Coding region: 336-569 (77 amino acids)
Biological process (GO): signal transduction
Molecular function (GO): hormone activity; apelin receptor binding
Source: RefSeq, a predicted model, not a curated record